Messenger RNA from Erinaceus europaeus (western European hedgehog), 6174 nucleotides. It is a transcript of the gene PANK3, whose product is annotated as pantothenate kinase 3. Lineage: Eukaryota; Metazoa; Chordata; Mammalia; Eulipotyphla; Erinaceidae. Gene Ontology annotation, biological process: coenzyme A biosynthetic process. The transcript has 7 exons. Bases 401 to 1513 code for a protein of 370 amino acids. The record is from RefSeq and is a predicted model, not a curated record. Gene Ontology annotation, molecular function: ATP binding; pantothenate kinase activity. Gene Ontology annotation, cellular component: nucleus; cytosol.
UCUCCGGGGGCGCGCGGUGCAUGCCGGGCCUCGUAGUCCGCCCGCCCGCCCGCCGGCAGAGAGCGGGGCCCGGCCGCCCCAGGAACUACACUUCCCGGCGGCCGCGCGGCGGACCAGGCGUCACGUGGGUGCCGGGCCGGCGGGCUGGGCCUCAGCGGCGGCGGCGGCGCGGCUCCGGGGACCCGGGCCUUUUGUUCCGAGCAGUGGCGGGGGGCCGUGGCCGGUGGCCGUGGCCGGCUCUCGGGGUCCCCGCUCGCGCGGGUGGGUAGGAGGGGGCCGCCCCGGGGCUGGCCUCGCCCAGGCCCGCCGCCCCGCCCAGGCCCGGCCCAGGGGAGGAACCGGGCCGCGCCCGACGCCGCCGCCAGUCCCCGCCGGCCCCUUCUGCCGCUCGCCCGCCGCCAUGAAGAUCAAGGACGCCAAGAAGCCCUCUUUCCCGUGGUUCGGCAUGGACAUCGGGGGCACGCUGGUGAAACUGUCCUAUUUUGAACCGAUCGACAUCACGGCAGAAGAAGAACAAGAAGAAGUGGAGAGCCUGAAAAGCAUCCGCAAGUACCUGACGUCCAACGUGGCCUACGGCUCCACCGGCGUGCGCGACGUGCACCUGCAGCUCAAGGGGCUCACGCUGUUCGGCCGCAGGGGCCACCUGCACUUCAUCCGCUUCCCCACCCAGGACCUGCCGACUUUCAUCCACAUGGGAAGGGAUAAGAACUUCUCCACCUUGCACACGGUGCUAUGUGCUACCGGAGGCGGUGCUUACAAGUUUGAAAAAGACUUCCGCACGAUCGGAAACCUCCACCUGCACAAACUGGAUGAACUUGACUGCCUUGUGAAGGGCUUGCUGUACAUAGACUCCGUCAGCUUCAACGGACAGGCGGAGUGCUACUAUUUUGCUAACGCCUCGGAGCCCGAGCGGUGCCAAAAGAUGCCUUUCAACCUGGACGACCCCUACCCGCUGCUGGUGGUGAACAUCGGCUCAGGAGUCAGUAUUCUCGCCGUCCAUUCCAAAGACAACUACAAGCGCGUGACUGGCACAAGCCUGGGAGGGGGCACCUUCCUGGGCCUCUGCAGCUUGCUCACGGGCUGCGAGAGCUUUGAAGAGGCUUUGGAGAUGGCGUCCAAGGGGGACAGCACCCAGGCCGACAAGCUGGUCCGCGACAUCUACGGAGGCGACUAUGAGAGGUUUGGUCUUCCUGGCUGGGCUGUGGCCUCGAGCUUUGGGAACAUGAUUUACAAGGAGAAACGAGAGUCCGUCAGUAAGGAAGACCUGGCAAGAGCGACCCUCGUCACCAUCACCAAUAACAUCGGCUCCGUGGCUCGCAUGUGCGCCGUCAACGAGAAAAUCAACAGAGUUGUCUUCGUUGGGAACUUUCUGCGGGUCAACACCCUGUCGAUGAAGCUGCUGGCCUACGCGCUGGACUACUGGUCCAAGGGGCAGCUGAAGGCGCUCUUCCUGGAGCAUGAGGGAUACUUUGGAGCGGUCGGUGCACUCCUCGGACUGCCAAAUUUCAGCUAAAGCAUCAGGUGCCUCUGAUGCGAGACCCAGGAGGGACUGAGAACCAGUGUGUUUUUACCGCUUUUCCUGUCACCGGGGACCAAAGGCCGAGAGAGCGGCGAGCGGGCCGCUGCGGGGUGUUGCCGCCGUGCCGAGCGAGCCUGUCGUGGCCGCCUUCUCGUCCAAGUGCUGCCUUCUCUGCGGCCAGUGUUAUGUCCCACUUGCAAUACAGCCUCCGUGCCAGCUGCCGCUCGAGACCCCGUGGCCACCUUCGCAGUACUGUACGCUCAGCCGCACGUCUGCCAGACUCGAGAGACGCUUGACGCAUAAAAAUAGUUGAUUCCGGAUGCUUGUUGUAAGUCUGCUCUCUGAGUUUGAUGGGACAGGAUCUCACACGCCCUGUAUCCGAACUUCCUGAACAGUCAAUCAGAGAUGAUCGUCUGAGGUGAUUUAGAAGUGUUACGGCAACAUUGAUUCUUCACUGGUGGUUCUUGUGACGCAUUCCCUGCUCCCCAAGAGCAUGUCCGUGUACUAUUUCCCUAGGAGACUAACUUUUCUCAAAUGCCAUAAUUUAACUGAAGUAAUACCGUUAAGUAAUAGCCCAAAUUUUAAAACAAUUAUAGAAAAUGCACAUAAAUUUGAUAACAUUGCACUUUCCAGAUCUUGAGUUUUAGUACAUUUUAAGAUACUUAAUUUUUUAAUUGGAGGCCUAGCUAGUUCCUUGCAAGUCUAGUCAGUCAAGUCCUGCACCUGUCCUGACAACAUGCUUAGAGCAGAUGCUUCCAGUGCCUUGGCAGAUUCUGAGUCCUUCCUUCCUGCCUCAUCUCGGUCUGAAAUGAAUCACUUCUGCUUCCUUAGAGCUGAACCCUCAAGGCUGAAGAAUCGGUUCUGUUGUGAAUUUACUCUGAUCAGAUGCUAGGGAAUCUGAAAAGCCAAGUCACGUUGAAAGCCUUUGAUUCUGAGGUAGUAUCACAGAACCAGGCGAGGUCAGUGUUCAAACGUUCAUGUAAUCAAAAGUCGAGUUCUAAAAUGUAUGACUCCCUUUUGCCUUUGAGGUCUCCGUUUUGAAGUUUUCUUUAAAAUGCCAAUCUUUUCAGGACUUCGCUAUGGCAGUGACAUUUUAGAGGUUGAGGAAAAGUCGUUGAAGACCAUUACUAUUUAGGAAGUAGAAGGACUUAGGGGAAAAAAUAUCUGUCCCCUUAAGUUACGAGUAAGUCUGGUUAUACUUGGAAGCGUUUCCAAGUUGUUUACAGGAAGGAAGAAGUGUUACAAAGCCAUUUGACAGACCACUGUUUUGUUCCACAGACAUGAGUUUUCAGAUUAUCGAGCGACUACUUGAUGUAGACACGGAUUUCUCCUUUUUUCUUUCUCAAAAGGCGUGAACAUAUGAGACUACCUAGAGGGCAGAGCAUCUGGAGGAAACUGUCCAGGGUCUAACUCUUAAUCCAGGACAGCUCGCUGGCCUUUUAAAACCACUGACUAGAUGCUUCUCCCCCAAAGGUGCCUGUUGAUCUUAAGAUGCUGUGUGACGAGCUUGGGUUUUGAGGGAUGGGAACUUCAGGUCGGUCGUGGUCAGUCGUAUACUUGUGCCAGGCUGAGCCUUCGGGUUCCCGAGGUAGAUGUGGAAUGUUAAGUAAGGUCUGUGUCGUCCUGACCUGCUAACUGGAGUCUAGUUGAGGUCACCUGCAGGUGAGCGGCCACUAUCCACUGGUCUUGACGCGGAGUUCCUAGGCUGGGGGAAGCCUAGCUUUUGAUCGCGGUGGGGAACUCGGCUGAGGCCUCUGCUGUGCCACCAGGCCCUGUACUCCUGAGCCAGGCCCGUCUGAUCCCUAGAAAUCAGGUGUGAGCCACUUACAGUGAAUAUUUUGAUUCCAUAUUGUGAUUUAACCCCAUGCAUUUGGCACGUUACCUGGCGUAGCGUAACCCGCAGGAAGUUAGCCAGGGGCCAUUUGGCCUCUGUGCUCACAGUCCUCGGUGUGGACCGGCCCGGCUUCAGGCUCUCGGCAGCGGUACAGAGCUGGACAGCACGGUCGGUUCCCGGACUCAGUCCUAGUGGACACCCUUUAGAAAGUCUGUGUAGGGGAGUCGGGCGGUAGGACAGCAGGUUAAGUGCAAGGACUGGCAUAAGAAUCCUGGUUUGAGCCUCAGCUCCUCACUUGCAGGCGGGUCUCUGCAUGCGGUGAAGCAGGUCUGCAGGUGUCUGUCGUUCCUCCUCUCUGUCUUUCCCUCCUCUCUCCAUUUCUUUCUUUUUUUUUUUUUUUAAAUAUUCCCUUUUGUUGCCCCUUUUUUUAUUGUUGUAGUUAUUCUUGUUAUUGAUGUUGUCAUUGGAUAGGACAGAGAGAAAUGGAGAGAGGAGGGGUAGACAGAGACGGGGAGAGAAAGACAGACACCCGCAGACCUGCUUCACCACCUGUGAAGUGACUCCCCUGCAGGUGGGGAGCCGGGGGCUCGAACAGGGAUCCUUACGCUUUGCGUCACGUGCGCGUAACCCACUGUGCUACUGCCCGACUCCCCUCCUCUCUCCAUUUCUCUCUGUCCUACUUAACAACGACGACAUCAAUAACAACAAUAACUACAACAAUAAAAAGGGGGCAACCAGAAAAGGGAAAAUAAAUAAUAAAUGUGUAUGCAGGCGCACAUAUUACGAUGUGCAAGGGCCUGGGUUCGAGCCCCCGGUCCCUAUCUGCAGGGGAAAAGCUUUGUGAGUGGUGAAGCAGUGCUGCAGGUAUCUAUCUGCUUCUCUCUCCCUCUCUAUCACCUCCUUCGCUCUUGAUUUCUGGCUGUCUCUAUCCAAUAAAGAUAAUUUUUAAAAAAUGCCUUCUAUUAAAAAAAAAAAAAAAGCCAGUGUAUGUAUGUAGACUUUCUGGUCCUUCCUGGAGGUCUGCACAUAAACUCCUUAUGGCCCGAGUUUCAUUUCCACUCUGGAAAGCUCUUCCCCACUUUCUGAUCAGGGAGUUCUCUCAGCCUCGGUAAAGAACACACCUAAAACUCGGCUCCACCACCACCCUCUCCCAUCAGAAGUCUCCCGCAGCCCAGCUUCCCUGCCACCUAGUGUUAAGGGACCGGCCCGGCCAGCCUGUCACCCUCGGCUGCCCUCCCCGAAGCAGGCUGGUCACGCCAGCGCCCUUGCCAACACGCGUGAUGUGUGCAGCCUCCCAGAGGUUCUGCUUAUUUGCCAAAUCUUGGGACCGGAGCCCCCCGUCUUUCCUGUUGGUUUGCAGAUGCAAACCCAGUUAUCGCACCUCAGUCCCAGGUCCUAAAAACCCACUUCUGUGAGAAAGCAAUGCGGCCGGGAGGGCCCGGCCUUCCCCUCCAGCCUCGCCCUCGGGCUGUGCCGUCCGGGGGUGGGGGGUACUGUCCUUGUAACCACUCUGCAAAUCCUCCAGCAUCUGUGUGGCGGCUUUCUGUUGAGCACUUUAUGGUUCUGAGUGUCUUGUCUUUGGGAAUGGAGUAUUUUUCCUCUUAAAGCCAUGUAGACAGCUUGAUGAUCAGAGAAAGCAGAAGCCCGUGCUUUAUCCUGCGUCUGUUUUGCUUUCUUCAGAGACUCCUUGAACUUCAAGAUGAUUUGCCAUGAGCCUGGGAGCUAGUCUCAGUCCACUGGCGGUGUUUCGGCUCUAGGGUAGCACCGGAAAGCUUCAAGCGGGAGGGAGGAGAAAAUCCUGCCUGGUAGCUGCUGCAGGUUCUGGCGCCUGUGACUAGGUGGCCCGUCCUGUGACUAGGGAGCGUGGCCAAGGGGGCAGCAGCCCGGCUGGCCGUGAGGUGACUGCCGGCCGGCAUUCAGCGUCCCCUGUGCGGGACGCGGGCCGUGGUGGGAAGAGCCGGGCGCGGUGUGCGGGUUGGGGGACACUGGGGAGGAGUGGCCCCGGUCCAGGGGCCACAGCAGCGCUGCCCGUGGCUCACUGAGUGACCGCAGCUGCUGUGGUAGGACUCCCCAACCCGUGGGGGCACCUCGAAGUGGCCUGCGGGUGUGUGGGCGCUGGUCUGCGGCAGUCUGGUCUUAAGCCAUGUGGGACGUCCUGCUGUCCUGUCGGUUCACGGCAUUUCCGGAGGGGACCGUCAACUGCAGCUCCCUGGCCCUGCUGUGACGGCCCGGUGGCGCCCCCCCCCCCCCAGCCCCCCAUUGUAGGCCUUGACCCGCCGCAGGAGCUGCAGCAGACCUGACUGAGUGACGCCUGCGUGAGUCCCGCCCGGUGGCUGACCACAUCUGCCCUGCUGUGGCCUCCCCCCAGAAGCCCUUGCAGCCUUACUCCCCGACCGCGUUGCUCCCUGGUCGGUCCAAGCUGUGUCUUGCUGGGGCCCCUCCACCCCGACCCUGUGAUGUACAGAUGUAUAACGCGCCACAAAGGUGACUGACUCCUAGUCAACUAAGUUGUAACCUAUUGUAACCUACACAGCAUCUCCUGUAAAUUGUCUAAUUUAUUUUUUCAGUUCUGUACAGUUUCCUAUGUAAAUUGUUACGCUUUGUCAUGACGGCCUGCUCUGUAAAUUCCCCCGCCGGCCCCCGCACGGGACAGACGGGCGGCUCGGGGUUGCCUGUGUGUGUCCCGUGGCCGUUCAGCUGAUGUCCCCCCUCGGCCGCCUUUUCUGUAGUUGAACUUUUUCUAGUUUUGUUCCUGUUCUAAACAGAUGUUCCGAACUAUCCUUUCUAUCUCCUACUUUCAGAAUAAAGCCUUUACAUUGUU